GUCAGACCCGAUUCUGGCGACGAACUCAAACAUCAGCCAGGACGGGGCCAACAGUUCACGUCCGAUGGUUUUCAUUUCCUCGCAAUCUCCUUCUCUGGUGACCCAACGAGGUUUGGGCAACAGCUGACAAAGUUCGGGCAGCAGGAAUAUCCUUUCAGCAGCGGACAGCAUGCUCGGGAGCAGCGGCGAUGCUAGUGGCAACCUUGGGCAGCGGUAAUGGUGAAAUCGGGCAGCAGUAGCACGACCUACGUCGAUGCUCGAUCUACAUUUGAUUGAAUUGAAACGAAUCGAGGUGCAAAGUUGGAAAUUGUUGCAUCACAUGGCAGGCAGUACCGCCGGGACGGUACCGGGCUACCUUCACACUCUAUUGGUUCCUUUCGCCUCUGCUGGUAGCUGUGACCGACCGGCACCCAGGUACCGUACGAACGGUACCCCGUAUCGUGAAGGGUACUGUCUCGUACCUGAUGUCGGGUUUGUCGAUAUGUGUUUUUGUCAAAGAUUGAUUCCGAGGCCUUUUGUGUUGUAUGACGGUAAUCAUGGAGGGGCUAGCCAUGGAAUACAUCAUGGAGGGCAGCAUGAUGGAGGAGAUGUACGAAUGAUCCAUCAAAGGGACAUGAGUCUCAAGAAAUCCAUUCUAUCUUCAAGUAUCCCUCCAAGGGACAGCGUUAGCCUUAAGAGGUCCAUUCCAGCUUCAUGGGUCCCUCAAAUGGACGUCACCGGUGUCAAGAGGUCUGUUCUAGCUUCAUGGGUCCCUCAAAUGGACGACACUUGUCUAAAGUGGACCAUUCCAUUUUCUAGGAUCCAUCCAAGGGACGGAGCUAGCUUCAACAGGUCCGUUCUAGCUUUAAGUAUUCCUCCAAGGGACGGCGCUAACCUUGAGAGGUCUUGUCUAGCAUAAUGGGUCCCUCAAAUGGAAGGCGCCGGCCUCAAUUGGACCGUUCCAUUUUCUAGGAUCCAUCUAAGGGAUGACGCUAGCCUCAAGAGAUCCGUUCAAGCUUCAAGUAUCCCUCCAAGGGACAGCCAUAACCUCAAGAGGUCCAUUCCAGCUUUGUGGGUCCCU
Molecule: messenger RNA, 1060 nt
Organism: Cuscuta campestris
Lineage: Eukaryota; Viridiplantae; Streptophyta; Magnoliopsida; Solanales; Convolvulaceae
Source: the annotation of a GenBank genome assembly